AAUCAGUACACAAAGGUUAAAGGCGAUCGUCGCUGCUUCGACGUAAUUUGUGUGUUUUGCUUUUUAACAUUUGUGCCGCUUUGCGAUUCGCCAGUCCGUAACAAGAAACAAGACAGUUCCUCCUAAAUAUCAGCUAAUAAUGAGUUACCAGGACGAAGAGGAACAGGUGGGAUCGUUUCCCAAAGACUUCGGUUACGGGGAUUUCGAUCACGAGACCGAUAGCAACCGAGUAUCGGACGAUAAGCCCCGCAUACUGCUGAUGGGUUUGCGUCGGUCCGGCAAGAGUUCGAUACAGAAGGUGGUUUUUCAUAAGAUGUCUCCAAACGAAACACUGUUUCUGGAAUCGACCAAUAAAAUCGUGAAGGACGACAUCAACAACAACAGCUUCGUUCAGUUCCAAAUAUGGGACUUUCCUGGACAGAUCGACUUUUUUGACCCGACGUUCGAUUCGGAUAUGAUAUUCGGAGGCUGCGGAGCGCUAGUGUUUGUGAUCGAUGCACAGGAUGACUAUUCCGAGGCACUGACCAAGCUGAACCAAACCGUAACCAAAGCGUACAAGGUCAACCCACGGAUCAAGUUUGAGGUUUUUAUUCACAAAGUGGAUGGCGUUAGUGACGAUUUUAAGAUGGAAUCCCAGCGCGACAUUCAUUCGCGUGCCACCGACGAUCUGCUCGAUGCCGGCCUAGAAGGGGUCCAUCUAAAUUUCCACCUCACGUCGAUUUAUGACCACUCGAUUUUCGAAGCUUUUUCAAAAGUAGUCCAAAAGCUGAUUCCACAGCUGGCUGCGCUGGAAAAUCUGUUGAAUCUGUUCAUACAUAACUCUGGCAUAGAAAAGGCAUUCCUGUUCGAUGUGGUAUCGAAGAUUUACAUUGCGACCGAUGCCACGCCCGUGGAUAUGCAGAGUUACGAGCUGUGUUGCGAUAUGAUUGAUGUUGUCAUUGAUUUGUCGUGUAUAUACGGGUCCCGAGACAAUCCGGAUGUGCCAGCGUUCGACAACCAAAGUUCGAGCAUCAUCAAAAUGAACAACAGUACGGUUCUGUACCUUAGGGAAGUGAACAAAUUCCUAGCUCUCGUGUGCAUUAUUCGCGAAGAAAGCUUUGCCCGGCAGGGAGUUAUCGAUUACAAUUUUCUUUGCUUCCGCGAGGCAAUAACGCAAGUGUUCGAGCUCCGCUUUAAACACCAGAAGCUCGAUGCCCUAGAACAGGAGUCAGAUAAUGUGAGUGAUUAUCAAGUGAAUGCGGCCUUAUCGUCAAUGAACGGAAGCGCCUAGAAGAGUUGUUACGCAAAGCCGCCGAGCGGGAAAUCGCAAGGAAAUUGAUAGAGACGGUACGCUAAAAAGAAGUAUGUAAUGUGAGCCAAACUAACUUCAAGCAAUCUUGUACAGUGUACGCACUAGGUUAAAAGUUUUCUCUCUUGCGUUGAAAUAUUUGUUUUGUUUGCGAAUACGUUCUGAUGGCAGAUUCUAUGAUGUUGAGUCAAAUUAAUAUACAUUCAAAUUC
This is a messenger RNA of Anopheles cruzii, 1499 nucleotides long. RefSeq names its product ras-related GTP-binding protein C (gene RagC-D). The transcript has 3 exons. The record is from RefSeq and is a predicted model, not a curated record. Bases 140 to 1270 code for a protein of 376 amino acids. Lineage: Eukaryota; Metazoa; Arthropoda; Insecta; Diptera; Culicidae. Gene Ontology annotation, cellular component: nucleus; Gtr1-Gtr2 GTPase complex; lysosome. Gene Ontology annotation, biological process: regulation of autophagy; positive regulation of TOR signaling; cellular response to starvation. Gene Ontology annotation, molecular function: GTP binding; GTPase activity.